Molecule: messenger RNA, 2358 nt
Organism: Trichoderma asperellum CBS 433.97
Lineage: Eukaryota; Fungi; Ascomycota; Sordariomycetes; Hypocreales; Hypocreaceae
Source: RefSeq, a predicted model, not a curated record
AUGGCCAGCAGCUUCAUGUCGACCUUCUUCUCCGGCAGCUCCAGCGUCGGCACCACCAGCAGCUCCAGCAGGGACAAGGCGCCGCUGGCUGGAGACGCAGCCGCCGUGCCUCGCCCCAUAACGCCGACCAUGAACAUCAACAGCUUCAUCAACCCGCUCAACACGCCGCUGGGCAGCCCCAGCAAAAAGACGAACCCGCCCGGCGCCCACGACCUGCCCACGGCCUUUGACGCCGCCAUGAACCUCAACCUGGGCUCCAACGUGAGCUCCAACGUGAGCUCCAACCUCAGCUCGAGUUCCAGCGGCGGUUUUGACGCUCCCGUCAGGCUGACGCCGCGCCCGCAGAGCGUCAUCGCUCCGCUUUCGCCCUCGCCCAGCAAGGCCAACGGCACCAGCAACGCCGGCAACACCAACGGCAGCAGAAAAGCUGUGCAGCCCCCGCCUCAGUCUCAGUCUCAGUCUCGGACGCCUCAGCCCCGGACGCCUCAGCCUCUGACUCUUCAGUCUCUGGAGAAGCAGCAGCAGCAGCAGUUGCAGGAGGAGGGAGGGGAGGAGGAGCCCGCCGCCCAGCCCCUCGAUGGCAGCGUCGUGCAAAAAAAGGUGCCAAAGCCGGAAAAGGUAGAAAAGGUAGAAAAGGCGGAAAGGGCACAGAGGGUGGAAAAGGGGAGAGCCUCGCCUGGCUCACCACGCAAGCGACACGCCCCAGCCCAGGCCCAGGCUCACGAUGGAAAUGCGCCGCCUGUGCCUCGUCUCGCCGCCCAGGACCAAGACCGCCACCCCCACCACAGCCAUGCCGCGCUCUCUCGCCAGCAGAUGUACGACACCAAGGGGGAACGUCCCAUCAUAGCCAAGAGGUUUAACACGGCUCGUGGCUUGACGGCCGAGGAGCGCGAGAUUCUACAGCGGCCCAAUGUGCGCCGCAUGGUCAAUGUCACCCAGCUUUAUUUCCUGGACUACUACUUUGACCUGCUCACCUAUGUCGGUGCGCGGCAGAAGCGCCUCGCUGCCUUCAAGACCGAAUUCCCAGCACCCCCCGACACUGAAACGGAAACCCACAGAGUCAUGUGGUCAAAGUAUACCGGCCGAGAGCGCGCCAACCUUCGAAAGCGUCGAAUUCGAUUAAAACAGGGCGACUUUCAAAUCCUCACCCAGGUUGGCCAGGGCGGCUAUGGCCAAGUCUUUCUUGCGCAGAAAAAGGACACGCGGGAGGUGUGUGCGCUCAAGGUGAUGAGCAAAAAGUUGCUCUUUAAGCUGGACGAGGUCCGCCAUGUUCUGACGGAGCGAGAUAUCCUAACAACGGCGCAAAGCGACUGGCUGGUUCGGCUUCUGUACUCAUUCCAAGACGACAAGAAUAUCUAUCUUGCCAUGGAAUACGUGCCUGGCGGCGACUUCCGUACUCUCCUUAACAAUACGGGGGUGCUCUCCAACCGACAUGCGCGCUUCUACAUCGCCGAGAUGUUCUGUUCAGUUGACGCUCUCCACAAGCUCGGCUACAUCCACCGCGACCUGAAGCCUGAAAACUUCCUCGUCGACUCCACAGGCCACGUCAAGCUGACCGACUUUGGCCUCGCUGCCGGUGUUUUGGCCCCGUCAAAGAUCGAGUCCAUGCGUCUCAAGCUGGAACAAGCUUCCGAGACGCCAGUGCCGUUUGGCAAACCAAUUGGUCAGCGAACCGUAGCCGAGCGACGCGAGAGUUACCGAACCAUGCGAGAGAACGAUGUCAAUUACGCAAAGUCCAUUGUGGGUUCGCCCGACUACAUGGCGCCAGAGGUUCUCAGAGGAGAGGAGUACGAUUACACAGUGGAUUACUGGAGCUUGGGCUGCAUGCUGUUCGAGGCCCUGACCGGCUUCCCGCCCUUUGCUGGUUCGACUCCCGACGAGACGUGGCGCAAUUUGAAGCAUUGGAAAGAGGUUCUCAAGCGGCCCGUCUGGGAAGACCCCAACUACUUUUUGAGCAACAGGACGUGGAAUUUCAUCACAACAUGCAUCAACUCUCGCACCAAGCGCUUCAGUGAAAUUAAGGAUAUCUACGCCCACCACUAUUUCGCCGAGGUCGACUGGGAUACGCUGCGCCAGACCAGGGCGCCGUUCGUGCCAGAGCUGGACUCUGAGACGGAUGCCGGCUAUUUCGACGACUUUGGCAACGAUGCCGACAUGGCCAAGUACAAAGAAGUCCACGACAAGCAGCAAGCCUUGGAGAACAUGGCCGAGCGUGAGGAAGAGAUGAGCAAGAGUCUCUUUGUCGGCUUCACCUUCCGGCAUCGCAAGCCCGCCACAGAUGAUGGCGACGGCAAUGGUGGCAGCAACAGUCCGCGGAAGCGCAUCCCGACCGACGACUCGUUUGGCACCAUGUUUUAG